Molecule: messenger RNA, 2852 nt
Organism: Pararge aegeria (speckled wood butterfly)
Lineage: Eukaryota; Metazoa; Arthropoda; Insecta; Lepidoptera; Nymphalidae
Gene: Lgr1
Product: lutropin-choriogonadotropic hormone receptor-like
Exons: 13
Coding region: 575-2797 (740 amino acids)
Biological process (GO): G protein-coupled receptor signaling pathway
Cellular component (GO): membrane
Molecular function (GO): protein-hormone receptor activity; G protein-coupled receptor activity
Source: RefSeq, a predicted model, not a curated record
AGCGGACAGACGUAUACUCCACGCCUAUCCAUUUUAUUUCUGCAUUGUUCGAUAAAAUCUUAAUGUUACGAUAAAUGAGUUUAUUUUUUAUUCAUGAAAUCAUAAGUAUAUUUAUAAAUUGUGCUGUAAUUUUACGCGAUUAAUUCAAUUCAUUAAAUUUAUAUGAUGCAAACUAUUUAUCUAGUCAAUUAAUUCAGAAGUUUUUAUUAAAGUGAAAAAGUGAUAUAUUCUGGAAUAUAAUAUGACAGCAAAGAAACUAUACUGAGAUAUUGUGGAAUAGUUGGGCAUAAUUUUGUACAAUGCGAAGUUAAACAAUAAAAUAUAUCGAAGUGAGAAAAAAAAAAGUUUAUCUAUUUUAAAUAAAAAACGAUGAUCAAUGUAAAAACCUAAGUCGUGAAUUCAGAACAUGUCAUUUUUGUUAACAAGUGAAACUAAAAAGAAACGUAAAGCGUCCAAAAGGCGAUUCCACAAAUCAUAAUGAAAUCUGUGAAAAACUAUGUAACACGAAAAAAGCUUGUUUUAAGAAUGAACAAAUAAACUGUUGUGGAAAGUGUUCUAAACUACAUUCUUAACAAUGUUUACCUCGAGGAAAUUGCAAAUUAUAUUCGCAUAUGUGCUCGUUUUGGUGAAGUCGAGCACUGGGCAAGAAGCGAAGGCGGGCAUCACGGUGGAGUUCCUGAACACCAAUAUAACGCGGCUCAAUGCAAGGCUUAUCAGCGCGCGCGGAUUCCGUCUUCACGAAGUAGAACAUCUGAUAGUAAUGAACGCGCCAAAAUUGGAACACAUCGCCGUAGAAGAUCUGACAAAAAUGCCGUCUCUUCGAUCAUUGAGUAUAACCCAAGCCCCUUUAUUGCACAAGAUAGCACCGCUCCCGGCUAUGCCUGAACUGCGCACCUUAAUGAUCACCACGUCGGGACUGGUGGAGGUGCCCAACCUUAGUCAUGUGCACGACAACGACGAGGCUAAUCGGUCGCAACAAUAUCUACAGGCUGUGGACCUGGAAGCCAACCACAUCAGGCGAAUCCCGUCGCACGCCUUGCGCAUUCGAGCUGACCAAGUGUCACUGAACUACAAUCUGAUAGAGGAAGUGCCUGCACAUGCUUUUAAAAACUCGCAAAUUUCUAAGCUGAGUUUCAAAGGUAAUACGAAACUAAAACGACUGGAUGACUUGGCUUUUGCUGGAAACCUCGUAUUGCGACAGCUGGACCUCAGCAACACGGGCGUUACAUAUCUGCCUACCAAAGGACUGGAAAACCUCGAGACUCUUAAAAUAGAAAAGACGCCGAGCUUGAAGUACAUCCCUUCCAUUUACGAUUUCAGAAAUCUGCGGGAGGCAUUCUUAACACAUCACUUCCACUGUUGCGCCUUCCAGUUCCCCGAGAGACACAAUCCCGCUCGACACAAGCUCUAUGAAACACAGCUAGCGGUUAUGAAACAGAGAUGCAGCCAAAAUGACCAAAACCCUACUCCUGAAACGAGGAAGCGACGAUCCACCAACGCAAUUUCUGCUGAAAAGUCAACCACACCGUCUAGUGAUAUAAACGACACGUCAACCGCCAGUUACGAGUACGAGUCGUGGGGCAGCGAGGAGUACUUCUCCGACUCCGGCAGCCUGGAAGACGACGAGAUGGAGAACUUCCACGCGCCCGUCAACAGCAGCCUGGGAGUGGCCUACUCCGUCGAGUGCGGGAACUUUAGCUUGAGUCGACGCCGAGAAGUUAAAUGCACGCCUCAACCAGACGCCCUCAACCCUUGUGAGGAUGUGAUGGGAUGGUCUUGGCUGCGAGCCAGUGUAUGGUUCGUAAUCGCUGCCGCCGUGGUUGGCAACACUGCUGUCCUCCUAGUUCUUACUACCAACCACACGGAACUAACAGUCCCUAGGUUCCUCAUGUGCCAUUUAGCGUUUUCGGAUCUAUGCACGGGACUGUACCUUUUCAUGUUGGCCGUAAUCGACCUUAGGAGUUACGGAGAGUUCUUCAAUUACGCGUACAACUGGCAGUACGGCGUUGGUUGCAAGAUUGCCGGAUUCCUUUCCGUAUUCUCCGGACAGCUGUCAGUAUUCACCCUCACUAUUGUGACCUUGGAGCGAUGGUUCGCUAUCACAUACGCGAUUUAUUUGGAAAGGCGGAUAUCUUUGGGCGCAGCGGCUAAGAUAAUGAUUGGAGGAUGGAUGUUCUCGAUUUUAAUGGCAGGAAUGCCAUUGGCUGGCGUUUCGGAUUACUCCUCAACGUCGAUCUGCUUACCGGCAGAGAGCAAAGGCAUCGGCGAUGCGGUUUAUCAGGGCUCGUUGUUUCUUACCACCGCGAUUGCUUGGGUGACUAUAGUAAUAUGCUACGUUCAGAUUUAUAGAUCCUUAGGUGUGGGCGGGGAGAAGUAUGGCGGUAGAGCGGCAGCCGCGGCUGCUGAGAGAAGAAUAGCUAAUAAAAUGGCAUUGCUGAUCGGCACCGACUUGCUCUGUUGGGCGCCCGUUGCCUUUUUCGGAGUGACAGCAUUAGCUGGCGUGCCGUUGGUUGACGUCAGUCAUGGGAAGGUGCUGCUAGUGUUCUUCUACCCGUUGAACGCGUGCGCGAAUCCGUUCCUGUACGCGAUACUCACGAAGCAGUAUAGAAGAGAUCUCUUAACACUUAUAGCUCGUACCGGGAGAUGUAAUUGGCUAAUUCAACGGUACAAGUUGGCGGCGACCCCCCCUCCCACCGGACACACGAACCCCUCCGCCCCGGCUAUGCUGUUGCCACUCGUAGAUUACCAACGGUCGACGUCGAUGAACAAAGAAAAUGGUGAUGCUGAGAUUUUGUAACUAUUAUAGGUUAAUUACUUUUACUGUUGAUAUUAUUAUAGGUAUAUUUAUUGUA